AUGGUGUACCAAAAGCUUGCCGCAGCCAAUCCAUCCCUUCCACACCUGAAAAAGAGCGAAAAUGGCAUCCAGCUCAUUGUCAAGGGCAAGCCCUUUCUCAUGCUCUCGGGAGAGCUUCACAACUCCUCCCUGAGCUCGGCCAAGUUCAUGUCCGAGGUGUGGCCGGCCAUGAAGGCGCAAUCCAUCAAUACGCUCGUGGGCUCCGUCUCGUGGGAAAUGAUCGAGCCAGAGGAGGGCAAAUUCGACUUUUCGGAACUGGACAAGGUCCUCGAGGGCGCCCGCCAGCAUUCCAUGCAUCUGGUGCUCCUGUGGUUUGGUACCUACAAGAAUGGCAUCUCCACCUACGUGCCCGGCUGGGUAAAGAAAGAUGCGAAGCGCUUCCCCAGAGUGCACGUCUUGGAAGCGGGCGGCGUCAAGCGUACGGUGGAGAUGGUAUCCCCAUUGUCCGAGGAAGGCUGCACGGCAGACUCGAAAGCCCUGGCCGCGCUCAUGGGCCACCUCAAGAAAGUUGAUUCAGAGGACAACACGGUGCUCAUGGUGCAAGUCGAAAACGAGACUGGCCUCCUGGGCGACUCGAGGGAUCGCUCUCGAAUGGCUGAAGAAGCGUUCAAGCAGCCAGUCCCGAAAGACCUCUUGAAAUACUUGACCACGACGGAAUUACAUCCUCGAUUCAAGGAGCGAUUUGCAGACAAGCUCGCCGCAGUCAAGGACAUUGAAAACGGAUCCUACUCAUGGCAAGACAUUUUCGGUGCCGGCAUCCCAGCCAAUGAAGCCUUCAUGGCCCACCACAUUUCGACAUACGUCGGCAAGGUCGCGGCCGCCGCCAAGGCCGUCUACGACAUCCCCCUGUACGCCAACACGUGGCUCAACUUUGACGACCCCUCGGCCCUCGACCUGACGGACGUCCCCGUCGUCGUGGGCGGCGGCGCCGAGGCCGGCAUCUACCCGUCGGGCGGCCCUUGUCCGCACGUGCAGGACAUUUGGCGCCACAACGCGCCCGCGCUCGAUUUCCUGGCCCCCGACUUGUAUUUUCACGGCUACGAGGGCGUGUGCCGGGACUACACGGCCCACGACGAUAACCCGCUCUUCAUUCCCGAGCAGCGCCGUGACGAGAGCGGUGCCCGUCGGGUCUGGCUCGCCUACGCCACGUAUGGCGCCUUGGGCACCUGUCCCUUUGGCAUCGAUACGGGCGCCGAGAUCGUGGGCCGCGAGUACAAGCUGCUAGACCAGACCAAGGAUUACCUACUCAACAGCCGCCCCGAGCAGCGCAUGGGUUUCUUCUUUGACGAGCUCCCGGCUUCGGGCCCACCCAAGGGCCAAGAGAAAUGGACCAAAGUCUUUGGCGAUGUCGAGGUCAUUAUUGAGAGGGCCUUUGUAUUUGGCAAGGCGGGCCCCGGUGCCGGCAUGGUGAUUCAGCUCGGAGAUGCCAAGUCUGCACGCUUUCUAGUCGUUGGUCGAGGCUUCAAUAUUCAUUUCAAGAGUCGGGUCAAGGGCGCAACUUUUACGGGUAUACUAGACGCACGCGAGAAAGAGUACGAUGCCGAGACAAAUUCUUUCAAUACCCUGCGUGUCUUUAAUGGUGAUGAGACAAGGAGCGGUGAGUUUCUCAUCAUGCCCAACGAUGACCCCGAUUAUGGUGGGUUCCCAAUCGCAGUGACUAUUCCAGCUCGGACGUGUAUUGCAGAGGUAGAAGCUUACUGGUUGUGCGAGGACGAGGCGGACCUCUAG
Molecule: messenger RNA, 1728 nt
Organism: Pestalotiopsis fici W106-1
Lineage: Eukaryota; Fungi; Ascomycota; Sordariomycetes; Amphisphaeriales; Sporocadaceae
Exons: 1
Coding region: 1-1728 (575 amino acids)
Biological process (GO): carbohydrate metabolic process
Cellular component (GO): beta-galactosidase complex
Molecular function (GO): beta-galactosidase activity
Source: RefSeq, a predicted model, not a curated record